Closterium sp. Yama58-4 is the source of this 1899-nucleotide messenger RNA. The record is from the annotation of a GenBank genome assembly. NCBI's taxonomy places the organism in Eukaryota, Viridiplantae, Streptophyta, Zygnematophyceae, Desmidiales, Closteriaceae.
AUGUCUGCGGAGGAGGAGAAGAUCGAGAAUCCCGCUCACCAGGAGGAGGAUGACGAUGCUCCCAAGGCCGAUGACGAGGACACGGGAGCGCACAUCGCUCCCAUUGUGAAGCUGGAGGAGGUUGCCGUGUCGACGGGUGAAGAGAAUGAGAACGUCCUCUUUGAGAUCAAAUCCAAGCUAUACCGGUUCGACAAGGAGGGGAACCAAUGGAAAGAGCGGGGUGUGGGCCAAGUAAAGCUUCUGGAGCACAAGGAUACCAAGAAGGUUCGGCUGCUGAUGCGACAGCAGAAAACGCUGAAGAUUUGCGCCAACCACACAGUGCUACCGUCGAUGUCGCUUCAGGAGCAUGCAGGGAGCGACAAGUCAUGGGUGUGGCACGCACAGGACUUUGCGGACGGAGAGCUGAAGAAGGAGCUUUUUACCAUGCGGUUCGGCUCGCCAGAAAGUGCUCAAAAGUUCAAGAGUGCAUUUGAGGAGGCACAGGAGAAGAUGGCAGCAAUUCUCGGGACCACAGACGCAGCCAAGGAGGUGGCAAAGGAGGCGGAGAAAACAGCAGAGGAGCUUGAGAAGCUGGCUGUCAAGAAGGAUGAGGAGAAGCCAGCUGAGUAUCGCGGCAACACCGAGGAUUCCCGAACCUGCGCGGCGGAUCCCGCCAUGUCAAAUCCCGUUGCUGACUCUCAAAAGGCAGGCUCCACGGCGAUCGCGUCCGCGUUAAAGGACGUCCCGGUUGAGCGUAUAGUGGGGCCUGGAAAUGCCGAGGUGGUCAAGAUAGGUUCCUUCUGGGAGACUCAGCCCGUGGUGAUUCAUUUCCUCCGCCGAUUCGGCUGCCGCAUUUGCAGAGGUGGAGCCAUGAACAUGUCUCGAGCCAUCCCACACCUCCACAAAGCAGGCGUGCGGGUCGUUGCCAUCGGCCUAGAUCAUCUGGGAGUGGAGGAGUUUGUGGACGGGGGUUACUGGAAGGGCGAGCUGUAUAUCGACGAUGGCAAGCGCGCCUACCGUGCCCUGCAGCUCAAAUCCAUCUCCCUCUGGCAGGUGGCGUAUCAGCUACUGUUUGACAAGACUGUGAAGAAGUCCCUUGGAGACACGGCCAAUGUCAAGGGCGACCUGGCUGGAGAUGGCCUGCAAUUGGGAGCCACUUUUUUGUUCGAUAAAGGUGGCAGGUUGCUUCACGAAUUCAGACAAGUGACGGUGGCAGACCAUCCAUCUCCAGAAGAGCUUUUGAAGCCUUUUGCAAUCGAUUCAAGUGUGCUUAGCGGAGUGAAAGAAGCUAGAGGAUCCGCAGAAGAGGCCAUGGCGUUUGCGACUCGUGCAACCAGCUGCCAGCUCCGUCUGCCAGCGAAUCUUCCUCUAAAUUCCGCGUCCAAGGGCCCCGUCUCCGUCCGCCUCCCCGCUGUGCGCGCGGCGGCGGGAGAUGUGGAGAGCAGCGGCGCGGAGAAGCCGCGGAUGGGGGAGCGGCAGGGGGAGCGCGCGAAGGGCAUCUUCGAGUUCGUCACGGACAACCCGUCGAGCCGCUCCGCCAUCCAGCUCAAGAACGCGCCCGCCAUGGACGGCAACGUCGGCCAGAUGAUCUCGGCGAUAGAGGACAAGGGCAAGGACAUGGGGUCGUACGUGCUGUCGGGCGAGUUCCAAUACUUCGUCCGCCAAAUAGGCAACGCGGGCGAUCCAUUGGUGGUGUAUCUGCAUGGCGCACCGGCACAGUCGUGGGGCUUCCGGGAGGUGAUGCAGCAGAUGGCGGAGAAGGGCUACAGAGGCAUUGCACCCGACUGGCUGGGCUUCGGCUUCUCUGAGAAGCCCCAGCCUGGAUACUACUUCGCCUACACUGAGGACGCAUACCACCAAGAGCUGGACCGCGUGUUGGAGACUCUCAACGUCACUGAGCCAUUCUACCUUGUCGUGCAC